AUGAGCCAUUUUGUGACUCUUCGUGUGUUCAGAUGUCAGCCAGCAGAAAUGGAGCCCCUGGAUGUGCUGAGGAAUUGUUUGGUGUGCAGAUGGGACCUGAGGAGGAGGGACCCCAGAAUGCUGCCCUGUCUCCACUCCUUCUGCAAGGACUGUCUUCCAGAUCUGAUUCAGGGGUACAGCUGUAUCCCCACUGAGUAUGAAGUUCUCUAUGAAGGUAUCAUUUCCUGUCCUGUGUGCAAACAGACCUGCUUUGCAAGGGAUAUAGUUGAGAAUUUCUUCCUCAAGGACUUUCCCACUGGUGAUUCAGCUAUGGCAAGGAGCUGCUCCCUGUGCCAAGAGAAGAGAGCUGCCCACAGCCUCUGUACGAGGUGCAAUAAGUGGCUGUGCAGCUCAUGUACAGAGGAGCACAGACACGGCAAGGAGCCUGGAGACCUCUUCCUGGCUGUAUCCCUGAAAGGCUGCUCAGCAGCUGAAGAUGAGGCAAGGGAGUUUUCCCUGUUUUGUGCCGUGCACCCCCAGGAGCCGCUGAAGCUGUUUUGUGAGAGCUGUGACACCCUCACCUGCCGCAGCUGCCUCCUGUCUGAGCACAAGGAGCACAGGUUCAGGCAUCUUGAGGAAGCUCUGCACAAUCAGAGAAUUAUCCUUGAGAAUCUCGUAACUAAAGUGGAGGAGAAAAAAAAUGGGAUUCAGGUUUCGGCUAAACAGAUUGAAGACAGGUUGCUUGAAGUAAAGCAUUUGUACAGAAAGGUGGAAAACCAAAUAAAAAUGACCAAGGUGGUCCUGAUGAAUGAAAUUGAGAAAAGAACCAAUAUCCUCCUUGAACAACUUGAAAAAAUCACCAGUGAAAGGAAGCAGGGGCUGGAGCAACAACUGCAAGGUGUUGUGGUGUUAGGCAGACAGGUGGAACAUGUCCAGAACUUCAUCAGCUGGGCCGUGUGUAGUAAAAAAAACAUCCCAUUUCUCUUCAGUAAAGAACUGAUUGUGUUUCAGAUCCAGCGCUUGUUAGAGACCAACUGUAACCCUGACCUGGGACCUCCUCUGAAGAUCAGAUUUGCUUGGGAUCACUCCUACUGGACUAAGCAACUCUCCAAUUUAGGGGGUCUCACAAUGGAAGGUGGACACAUUUCUCGGCCGGACGUGCUCCUCUGUGGCAAUAUUCAAGGUUUACAAGGUUUACAAAGCUCUCUGUACCCCGGGCACCAUUCCCCAGCCUCGCUGGGGUGCACCCAUCCGCCCCAGCUCCUGCCCGCGCUCCAGGGCUCUGCCCCGCUCUGCUGCUCGCACUGCCUCGGCGCUCCUCAUCCAAACAAACCUUCCUCUCCUUACCAAGACCUGAGCCACCAGAAAACCUUCCAGCAGCCUCCUGCACUCCAUCAGCAGCCCUUCCCUGUGCAGUACAGCCUGCAACACCACGACAGAGAGCCACGGGGUGUCCCCCAGCCUGGGAAGAUGGUGCAGGCUGGGCUGGAUCCACAGCCAUGCUCGGAGAUGGAGAUCGCACCCGGGAGGAUGGCAAAGCCCUUUCCACCCCAGCAGGGCUGUGCUGCUGUGUCCCACGAGGUUCAGCAGGUUCACACCAGCCACCCCCAGGCGUCUUUGCAGGCACCAAGUGUGCCAGUGCAGCUCGGCCAUCCCCAGAAGAUAAAGUCUCCCCCGGUGCUUCAGCCACCAGCGUCCCCACCACCAGGUCACGAUGACGAGAGCGCCCACAAGCAGGUCAUCCAGCAGAGCCUGGACAUCAUGCACCACCAGUUGGAGCUGGAGGAGAUGAAAAAGGAUCUGGAGCUUCUCCUGCAAGCCCAGGGGCACUCCAGCUUGCAGCUGAACCAAGCCAAGCCACCCCAGCAUGUUCAGCAGACCAUAGUUGGUCAGAUCAACUACAUAGUGAGGCAGCCAGCCCCAGCACAGCAGCAAAUCCAAGAUGAAGCACAGGUCUGUGAGAGCUCCACAGAGCCUGAUGCCCAGAAGCCUGUUCCCCUGGACAAAAGUGACAGUCCCUCCCUGUCACCAUUAGAUGAUGGAGCCAGUGCCAGGAGCCACUCCCCUGAGAGCACACCACAGCAGCCUGGUUUCCAUCCGCUGAGAAAGCAUUCAGCAUCCUUGAGCUUUGUGGGCUUCCCAAACAGUUCGGAAAUGGAAUUAUCUCCAGCAAGAUUACCCAGCUCGGCUGACCCGCAGGUGAAAGGUGCAGCUGCUGUGACACUUGGUCCGUCCCCAAAUGCCCUUUGUGACUGUGAUCCUCCACCAGAGCCCCUGCCCAGCUACAGCCUGGCCCUGGGCAGAGCUCCCAGUGACCUGAGCCCUGGGGCUCCUGCUGGCCUCACAGCAGGUGAUGCACUCCAGGGAGGCACUAAAUGCAAGCUGGAGAAUGAAGACCUCAAUGCUGUAGAUUGUCUUCUAGAAAACAGUUUGGCUGCUGCUGGGCAGGAGGUAGUUAAUGAAUUAACUCUUUCUAUGCAAAAAGUGAUGGAAGAACCUAUUAAUCUGUCAAUCAAAAAGUCUCAGCACUGCACUUCUCCUUUGGAACCGCUCGGCAACACUUCUUUCCUGCCUGUGAAUGACAGAAUGAGACAGCCUAGAAGCAAAGAAGAUUCCAAUAACUGUGAAAAGGAACAUUUUGAAAUGGAUAUGAAAAGCAAUCACAAUGUCAGAGCUGUCCCUAAGGAGCAGAAGAUCCCCUAUGUGCGGCUGGAACGUCUGGAAAUAUCCACCUCGGAAGUGGGGCAGCUGCCGGUGUUCAAGCUGCAGCCGCAGGACAACGAGCAGGAGGGCAAUUUCCUCCUGGUGAUUGAAUGCGGGACACGCUCUUCAAGGAUGUCUAUAAAGAUCAAUAAAGAUAUCCCAGCUGAAGGACAAAAGUCCAAAGAGGAGAACUCAGAAGACAGAAGAUUUCUCAUCUCCCAGGCUGCAGGACAGUCACAAUCUCCUCCUGUGGAUGCUCCAUCUGUUGAUCAGAAGCUCAGCAAUGGCAUCUCCAGCAUGAAAAAGUCCCCAGUUACUCAGGAAUUCAGUCCAAUAGAAAAUGAGGAUUUCUGUGCUGUGUGUCUCAAUGGAGGAGAGCUGUUAUGCUGCGAUCACUGCCCCAAAGUCUUCCAUCUCUCCUGCCACGUUCCAGCCCUGCUCAGCUUUCCUGUGGGUGAAUGGGUGUGCUCGCUUUGCCGUAAUCCAGUGAAGCCAGAGGUGGAAUACGACUGUGAAAACACACGCUACAGCCACAGCUACAAUGCACAAUAUGGCCUUGAUGACUGUGACCAGAAGAAGUGUGAAAAGCUGGUGCUUUCCCUGUUCUGCAGCAGUAUGAGCCUCCCAUUCCACGAACCUGUCAGUCCCCUGGCUCGGCAUUAUUAUCAGAUCAUCAAAAGGCCAAUGGAUUUGUCCACCAUACGAAAGAAGCUGCAAAAAAAGGACAAGUCCCACUAUUCUGCACCUGAGGAACUUGUGACUGACGUGCGUCUCAUGUUUUGGAACUGUGCAAAGUUCAAUUAUCCAGAUUCUGAGGUUGCUGAGGCUGGGCGAUGUCUGGAUGAGUUCUUUGAGGACAAACUGAAAGAGAUUUAUCCAGACAGGCAUUUCCCUUCAAUGCAACAGGAUGACUCUGAUUCUGAAGACGUGGAAAGCCAGAGCAGCCAAGUGCCAUCCCAGGAUUUCCAGUGGCCGUUGUACGGACAGGAGUGCGUCCAGCCCAAAAGGAAGCGGCGCCACGCUGAAAGCGAAAAAACUAAAAGAAUGAUGUUUCAGCCAGCUAACAGCUGUCCUCAGGUAUGACCUCCUCAAGAUAUGAGAUUUGAGGAAUCCAGCAGCAUGACUGGCAGAGUUAAGGUGUGUGGGAGGAAAGCAAAGCGCUUGGGCUGUUUAUAAAUAAACUCUCCUAUUCUGCUGAUCAUAUGCCUUAUUUCUAGAUCUUGUGGAUAGAUAACAGAUCCAAAAUGUUUAAAUCUGUCAAUAUUCCAUCUGUUAAACCAUGUACAUGUUUUGCAGUGUUUACACUGAAAUACUAAUGUUUUGGUCAUAGGUAAUGAUAAAUAAUA
Molecule: messenger RNA, 4028 nt
Organism: Malurus melanocephalus (red-backed fairy wren)
Lineage: Eukaryota; Metazoa; Chordata; Aves; Passeriformes; Maluridae
Gene: TRIM66
Product: tripartite motif containing 66
Exons: 20
Coding region: 1-3765 (1254 amino acids)
Molecular function (GO): protein binding; zinc ion binding
Source: RefSeq, a predicted model, not a curated record